This is a messenger RNA of Symbiodinium natans, 792 nucleotides long. NCBI's taxonomy places the organism in Eukaryota, Dinophyceae, Suessiales, Symbiodiniaceae. The record is from the annotation of a GenBank genome assembly.
AUGCAACGGCCGAGCGCAGACAGGUGGCAGACGACUCUGCAUGAGCUCCUCGAGUCCUGCGCGGAUGGCAGCUUUCAUCCGCAGAUCGGCUUCAACCGAGCCAUGGCUUGCUGGUCUCAAGGACGGGCCUGGAAGCCUGUCCUCAUCCUCCUGGACGACAUGGCAGCCCGACGCGCCCAGCGAGACGUCUUCAGCACCACCUACGCAAUCACUGCCGCGAGCCACCGACAUUGGCGCGGCGCAGUCGCGAUGCUUCGCAGCUGUGAGGAGGCCACUGCUGCGAGUUGGAGCGCGGUCAUGCGCGCAGGCGAGGCAGCAGAGGAAGGCUGGCGCAGAAGCCUGGGCUUGCUGGCAGCGAUGCCGUUGCUCAACGGUGGCCUCCGGCAGGAUGUGGUGUGCUAUUCGGCGGUGAUGAGCGCUUGUGGCCAUCACUGCACGCCGGCUUGGAAGGCAGGCUUGGAUUGUCGGAGUCGCAUGGCCUCUGCGCGCAUUCGGCAGAACGUUGUCAUUUUGGGCACCGUCGCCGCCAUCUGUGCCGCACUGCCCGCUUGGCAUGCAGCUUUGGAGGUGCUCAGGGAGAUGGCAGCAGAUCAGGGGCAGCCCAGCGAGAUCCUCUGUGACACGUGCAUUCUUGCGUGUGACACCAGCGGGCGCUGGAGCAAGGCGCUGGAAACAUUCAUCGACUCAGAAGCUGCUGGCAUAGACAGGUCGCCUGUUGCCUUCCUUUUCAUUCUCGCAAGGACCCCGAGGUCAUCCACUGCAGUUGCCGCGAGGUUGCAAAGCAGCCUUUGA